Messenger RNA from Prorocentrum cordatum, 1551 nucleotides. The record is from the annotation of a GenBank genome assembly. NCBI's taxonomy places the organism in Eukaryota, Dinophyceae, Prorocentrales, Prorocentraceae.
AUGGCGUCGUUCAGCGCGGGGCUGGCGUGGAUGAUCGGCGUAUCCUGCGCCCUCUCCGCUGGCGCACAAGACGCCUUGGCAGAGUACGGGGUGCCCCUUUGGGCCCACGAAGGAGGACUGAACGACCGACGUUUGUAUUUCGCCGACGCGCAGUGCACUUACGCGAGCGUGCCGCUACCUUCUUCGGCCAUGUUGUGCACCACUACGACGGCCUCGAGUACCACUACAAAGUCGUCAACCACAAAAACGACAACUUCUGAAUCGACAGGAACAGUGACAACGACAUCGAGCACCACAGCAAGUUCGACGACUCAGACGACAGGAACUUCGAUGACCACUACGGCCGUGACUGGUACAACAUCAGAGACCACUAAAACGAGAACUACGGUCUCAACCUUGACUACCACCUCUGGGACUACCACCUCUGGGACUACCACCUCUGGGACUACCACCUCUGGGACUACCACCUCUGUGACUACCACCACUGGGAGUUCUAGCAGCACGACCUCUGAUAGUUCCAGCACUACCGUGUCCUCGACGACGGAGACUUCCAGCACGACGGAGUCCAUGACCUCCUCGACUUCUGUGAGUUCCAGCACCUCUGUGUCCACGACGACUGCGAGUUCCAGCACGACGCGGUCCACCACCUCGGAGACUUCGAGCACUACUGUGUCCUCGACGACUGCGAGUUCCAGCACGACGCGGUCCACGACCUCGGAGACUUCGAGCACUACCGUGUCCUCGACGACUGCGAGUUCUAGUACGACGGUGUCCACGACCUUGGGGUCUUCGAGUUCCACCACGACAGGGUCCUCCCAGACACCGCCAACGCCAUCACCAACGCCAGCGCCUACACCAGCACCGACGCCAGCACCCACGCCAGCACCGACGCCAGCACCAACGCCGGCACCGACGCCAGCACCAACGCCAGCACCGACGCCAGCACCUACGCCGGCACCGACGCCAGCACCUACGCAGGCACCGACGCCAGCGCCAACCCCAGCACCAACGCCAGCACCGACGCCGGCACCGACGCCAGCCACCUACGCCGGCACCGACGCCAGCACCAACGCCAGCACCGACGCCAGCACCUACGCCGGCACCAACCCCAGCACCAACGCCAGCGCCUACGCCAGCACCGACGCCGGCACCCACGCCCGCACCGACGCCAGCACCAACGCCAGCACCGACGCCAGCACCUACGCCGGCACCGACGCCAGCACCUACGCCGGCACCGACGCCAGCGCCAACCCCAGCACCAACGCCAGCACCUACGCCGGCACCGACACCAGCGCCGACGCCAGCACCAACGCCAGCACCGACCACCGACCCUGGCACCGACGCCAGCACCAACGCCAGCGCCUACGCCAGCACCAACGCCACACCGACGCCAGCACCGACGCCAGCACCAACGCCAGCACCUACGCCGGCACCGACGCUUGCACCAACGCCAGCGCCUACGCCAGCACCAACGCCGGCACCGACGCCAGCGCCGACUCCAGCACCAACACCUGCACCAACAGCCAUUCCUUCAACGACGGAGACUUCUAG